UGACUCCCAUGAUGCUAGUGGAGCAGCCUGUUACAAGAUGGCGGCCCGGCGGUUUGAAUUGUUGCGCUAAAUUCUUCGUAGAACUCUUCGUAGAAUAGAAUAAUUCUUUCUCCUGGAAAAUGAACAGAGCUAUAAGGACCCCGGACGAUAGCACAGCUAUCGUGCGAAUAAUGAGUGAUUUUAGCCAGUUUGUAAAUGCUGAUCAGGGCCCGGUAAACAAGAAAUUAUCGUACGAGGAAACUGAAACUUCUAAUUCUUCUCAAGCGCAAAAAACUCACACAAACACUUUGGCUUCGAGCAAAACAGGUAAACGACAACACAGUGAAAGAGACGUGGAGAUCUUCAAGAACCGUAGCAAGAUCGCUUAUCUGGAAAAUGAACUUAAUUCUGCUGAGAAAUCACAAAAGCGAGCCCGAGUCGAAAAUGACCGAGACAGCGAAAAACACAAGAGAGACUUGAGGGACAAGGAACAAGAAUUGAGCGAACUGCGAAAAACUGUUAAGUAUGCAUUGGAUCAGGAAAAGCUUGCUAAAGAGCAGUUUGGGGACUUGAAAAAAGAGUUUGAAGGCUACAAGAAGAAGAUGGACACCAAAAUGCAGUUACUACAAAGAGAAAAGUUGAAAUUCUCGUCAGAGGUCGAGGAGGUCAGACAAGAAUCAAGUCAGAAAAUUCUAGAACUACAAAAUACUUUGGCAAAAGGGGAGACUCAGCAGCUUAACUUGCAAAGUAAAUUGGAGGAAGCAGAGGAAAUGCUAGAAAUAUUUAAAAGGAGGUAUAGCCAGGCUGUUAAUAAUGCUACAGAACUAGAGGAGGCCAAAAACAAAGCUCGCACAGCUGAACACAGAGUGAAGGAAUUAGAACACCAACUUUCUCUGCAAAGUGAGGCCUCUAGUAUCACAGUGUCCUUUCAAAACCAGCUGACCAAGUACCGUGCCCUGGAGAAAGAGAAUGCUAAGCUCAAAGAAGAUAACCAGUAUUACAGACAGACCAAUGAAAGCAAUCUGUUGCUAAAAGAGGAGACAGAGCAUGUAAAAGCCAAACUGUCAAGAGCAGAACAGAGGCUGAAAGAUCUCAUCAUGCUAGAGGUUGAAAAUGAGGAAUUAAAGAAAAAAGUCCAGAAAUAUGGAGUAGAGGACAAGUUUGGCAGCAAGCGACAUUCGUCUCCUGUAGGACGUGUUCAUGAGGUGUCCACGAUAAGAGAAGUGAAAACUGAUGAUAUUGAGGAAAUACUGAAUGAACUGGACAAAGUUAAGGAAAGUGAUCUUAGGCAUCAGGAACUGGCAGAGGGACUCCAGAGGCAUUUAUUCAUAGUGACAGCUGACAGAGAUGCUUGCCGUAAGAUCCUGAAUCAGUUUGACACCAAGUACUCUGCUAAUUGCGACCCUCAGCUUAAACAUCGCUUGACAGAGACCGAGAUGCAGUUGACUUCAUAUGAGCAACAUGUAGAGAAACAACAGGUAGAGCUGCAGAAUGCUAAGGAAGAAUUGUCAACAGUGCGAUUAAAAGUCAAGGAGCUGGAGAGAGCAUUGAAUGGGUUUAAAAAGACAAGCCCCUCCCAGGCGUCUGAGUCAAGCCCCACCUUAGUGACGGAGUUAAAGACUCAACUUGAGAAGCUUAAGAAAGAGAAUGGUGAGCUGGCUGAGCGGCUGGAGGUCUACGAGUUACGCAAGGAGCAGAUGCAUAUGCAGGGCUACUUUGACCCACUUAAAACCAAGGUGGUCCACUUCUCCAUGAACCCAUCCAAUCUUGCAAGACAGCAGAGAGCUGAAGAGAUCAAGCGACUGCAGGACGAGAACGAGGCUUUGCGACAAAGAGUUUGGUUACUGGAAGAGGGCAAGGCAUCACCCGGUGACCAGGCUGCCUGGAAAAACCUGUCACCUGAUGCUGGUGAUCCUAGCGUCAUGAAGCAAGUACAGGAUGUAAAAGCUCAACUUUCGUCGUCAGAGUUAAAAAAUCAAAGAUUAAAAGAGGUUUUCUCUCGGAAGAUCCAGGAGUUUCGAGAGGCGUGUUAUGCGCUGACGGGCUACAAGAUAGACGUGGUGCGUGACAAGAAAUAUCGCCUGCAGUCCAUGUAUGCUGAACGAGCUAAUGAUGACCUGCUCUUUGAGAGCAACUCAAAGGGCGAGAUGAUGAUGUUGCAGACAGACUUCUCAGCUCAAGUUGCCGAUCAAAUCGACACGUAUCUCAAGAAGAUGAACUCCAUUCCCGCAUUCCUGAGCGCCGUAACCCUUGACCUUUUCAGCAGGCAGACCACGACUAUCGUCAUCAAUUGACACGUGACUGUCAUGAGAGAAGCACGUGCCUAGUUUCGUGGAAUGUAUUGUGUAAAUGGGGCGACCUUGGACGUCUUCAGUAGUAGGUAGACCUCGCCCAUCGUGAUAAACUAGCAAGUAGGAUGGACUAAUGGAAAACACUUGAUCAUACUAAACCAAAAACGUGGAUGUUUCACGUGAACGAAACACAUACAAUGGCGGCGACAGAAGAUUUGCGAUUGCGGAGAGGACAAGCAAAAAACGCUACACAUUUUGGUUGUUUCGGGGUGGGCCUUUUUUCAUGGAGCGCAAAUUUACUGCAAAAUUUCUUAAACUCGCAAAUAUACUGUAAUUAUUAUUCCAUGUUUGGCUGCCUCCUCUGAUAAUAUAAUAUAUACCAGACAGUAGCAAACUUAGCCCAGCAAAUAUUCUGUAAUUAUUAUUCCAUGUUUGGCUGCCUCCUCUGAUAAUAUAAUAUAUACCAGACAGUAGCAAACUUAGCCCAUUUCUGUUAUAUGUCUCACUAUUUUCUGGGUACUAUUGUUGAAAAUGUAAAUAUUUCUUUGUUUAAAAGUGUAUAUAUAAAGCGAAGUCGUAAUUACA
Molecule: messenger RNA, 2855 nt
Organism: Nematostella vectensis (starlet sea anemone)
Lineage: Eukaryota; Metazoa; Cnidaria; Anthozoa; Actiniaria; Edwardsiidae
Product: mitotic spindle assembly checkpoint protein MAD1
Exons: 16
Coding region: 120-2273 (717 amino acids)
Biological process (GO): mitotic spindle assembly checkpoint signaling; attachment of mitotic spindle microtubules to kinetochore
Cellular component (GO): mitotic spindle; kinetochore; nuclear envelope
Source: RefSeq, a predicted model, not a curated record